Budorcas taxicolor (takin) is the source of this 2200-nucleotide messenger RNA. It is a transcript of the gene BANP, whose product is annotated as BTG3 associated nuclear protein. The record is from RefSeq and is a predicted model, not a curated record. Gene Ontology annotation, biological process: protein localization to nucleus; negative regulation of protein catabolic process. The transcript has 13 exons. NCBI's taxonomy places the organism in Eukaryota, Metazoa, Chordata, Mammalia, Artiodactyla, Bovidae. Gene Ontology annotation, molecular function: DNA binding. Bases 137 to 1648 code for a protein of 503 amino acids.
CUCGCGAGGACGGACGCCAUUAUCGCAUCUCCCCGACAAACACCACGAGAAUUCCGCAGCCCACACGGUGGCAGGAACGUCGUCCUACACGAGUCUGCUUCCGGCUCAACCACCGGCCACUCUGCUCGCGUCCUGGAUGAUGUCAGAACAGGACCUGGCCGACGUGGUGCAGAUCGCCGUUGAGGAGCUGAGUCCCGGCCACCCAGUUGUAUUGGAGAAUCAUGUAGUGACAGAUGAAGAUGAACCAGCUUUGAAACGCCAGCGACUAGAGAUCAAUUGCCAGGACCCUUCUAUAAAGUCAUUCCUGUAUUCCAUUAACCAGACAAUCUGCUUGCGAUUGGAUAGCAUUGAAGCCAAGCUGCAGGCUCUGGAGGCCACGUGUAAAUCCCUGGAAGAGAAGCUGGACCUGGUUACCAACAAGCAGCACAGCCCCAUCCAGGUGCCCAUGGUGGCUGGCUCACCCCUCGGCGCCACCCAGACCUGCAACAAAGUGCGAUGCGUCGUCCCCCAGACUACAGUAAUUCUCAACAGUGAUCGGCAGAACGCCGUUGUAGCCAAGAUGGAAGACCCCCUGAGCGGCAGGGCACCGGAGCCCCUGGAAAAUGUCAUUAGCAACGCGGUGCCCGGGCGUCGGCAGAACACCAUCGUGGUGAAGGUGCCGGGUCAGGAGGACAGCCACAACGAGGACGGGGAGAGCGGGUCUGAGGCCAGCGACUCCGUCUCCAACUGCGGGCAGUCAGGAAGCCAGAACAUCGGCAACAACGUCACCCUCAUCACCCUGAACUCGGAAGAGGACUACCCCAAUGGCACGUGGCUGGGGGACGAGAACAACCCCGAGAUGCGGGUGCGCUGCGCCAUCAUCCCCUCUGACAUGCUGCACAUCAGCACCAACUGCCGCACGGCCGAGAAGAUGGCGCUCACGCUGCUGGACUACCUCUUCCACCGCGAGGUACAGGCCGUCUCCAACCUCUCGGGCCAGGGCAAGCACGGCAAGAAGCAGCUCGACCCUCUGACCAUCUACGGCAUCCGGUGUCACCUCUUCUAUAAGUUUGGAAUCACGGAAUCCGACUGGUAUCGAAUCAAACAGAGUAUCGACUCCAAGUGUCGGACAGCCUGGCGGCGAAAACAGCGAGGCCAGAGCCUGGCCGUCAAGAGCUUCUCCAGGAGGACGCCAUCCUCGUCCUCGUACGGAGCCUCAGAGACCAUGAUGAGCACGCCGCCGCCCGCCAGUGAGCUGCAGCAGCCGCCCCCACAGGCCCUGCACUACGCCCUGGCCAACGCCCAGCAGGUCCAGAUCCACCAAAUCGGGGAGGACGGGCAGGUCCAAGUAGGCCACCUACACAUCGCCCAGGUGCCUCAGGGGGAGCAGGUGCAGAUCACGCAGGACAGUGAGGGCAAUCUGCAGAUACACCACGUGGGACAGGAUGGGCAGGUGCUCCAGGGGGCCCAGCUGAUAGCAGUGGCUUCUUCGGACCCGGCUGCCACAGGGGUGGACGGCUCGCCGCUCCAGGGCAGCGACAUCCAGGUCCAGUACGUCCAGCUGGCGCCGGUGACCGACCACACCGCUGCGGCCCAGGCGGCUGACGCCCUGCAGCCCACCCUGCAGCCUGAGAUGCAGCUGGAGCACGGGGCCAUCCAGAUCCAGUGAGGCUGCUGACCCGCCCAGACCUGAGCCACGCCGCCGCUGCGUGCUGACCCCUGCACGCUGGCCCCCGCCACCUACACCAUUCACACGCGCCCGCCCCUCGGCUUCGCACGGGAGGGGUCUGCCCGCGUGCUGCUGAAGUGCAUCCGAGCGCCUGUCCAUGGGGAGAGUGCCCUGGGAAACGAAGACAAUGGUAGCCCCUGCCACCCGCGCCCGGAGACCCUGUUUCUUUUGAUCUCCUGGAACGUCCAGGGAAGGAGCGGGAAGCACAGUGCAGUUGCGUCAAGUGCACGCUGGAAAUCAAGAACUGCGAUAUUUUUCUCUGUUCAAACAGCUUUUUUUAAUUUGCUAUGGUGUUUAUAACAAAAAAGAAAAUCGAAAAAAAAAAUGGAGUAGCAGAAACCUUUUGCUGUGUGAUCUGUUCAGUGUAACAAGGAUAGAUGUUCACAGGAGACGACUGAUGAUUUUGAUGGAGACGUUGCUUACCUACUUUUUUAGGGGGAUGGAUGCGCUCAGCGCUAUAAUUGUGCAUUUCUAAUGGAAUACAUGAAAUAA